CAAUGGAAAAUCCUGAAGUGCUUGUAGGCAGCUGCAGUUCUCAGGAUGAUGAAAACUUAUACAAUGUAAAACAUAAUUCGUCAAUGUGCCAACUUUUGGAAGAUCAGUUGAGAAGGAAACUUAAAUUUUUCUUUAUGAAUCCCUGUGAAAAAUUCUGGGCCCGAGGAAGGAAACCGUGGAAGCUUGGGAUACAAAUUCUGAAAAUAGCCAUGGUUACUAUCCAGCUUGUAGUUUUUGGGUUAAGCAAUCAAAUGGUGGUUGCAUUUAAAGAAGAAAACACGAUAUCCUUUAAGCAUCUAUUCCUGAAAGGUUAUACGGACAGCAUGGAUGACACCUAUGCGGUAUACACGCAAACCGAGGUCUAUGACCAGAUCUCCUUCGCAAUAAACCAGUUCUUACAGCUGCGUACUAUUUCUGUUGGAAAUCAUGCCUAUGAAAAGAGAGGAUCUGAAGAGAUGCCCAUGGCAAUAUGUCAGUACUUCUACAAGAGAGGAAUUAUCAGCCCUGGAAAUGACACUUUCGAUAUUGACCCAGAAAUUGAAACUGAGUGUCUUUAUGUGGAGCCAAUACUGCCUCUGGAAAAUGGGACACUGAGGAAAACUCCUCUCAAUUUAACUUUAGACUUCCAUAGACUUGUGACUCUGACACUCACGUUCAAACUGAAGGCCAUUAAUCUCCAGACUAUUCGACAACAUGAACUCCCAGACUGCUAUGAUUUCACACUAACAAUAGUCUUUGAUAACAAAGCUCAUAGUGGAAGAAUUAAAAUAAGCCUAGACAAUGAUAUUGCCAUCAAGGAAUGCAAAGACUGGCAUGUUUCUGGAUCAAUACAGAAGAAUACCCACUACAUGAUGAUCUUUGAUGGUUUUGUCAUACUGACAUGUCUUGCAUCACUGAUUCUCUGCACACGAUCUGUAAUUAAAGGGAUUUAUCUACAAAGGGAAUUUGUGACUUUUUUCCAACAUCACUAUAAGAAAGAAGUAUCUUUCUCUGAUCUGAUGGAAUUUGUCAAUGGCUGGUAUAUCAUGAUCAUUGUUAGUGACCUUCUUACCAUACUUGGUUCUACAUUAAAGAUGGAGAUACAAGCUAA
This is a messenger RNA of Thamnophis sirtalis, 1090 nucleotides long. Lineage: Eukaryota; Metazoa; Chordata; Lepidosauria; Squamata; Natricidae. The record is from RefSeq and is a predicted model, not a curated record.